Molecule: messenger RNA, 12410 nt
Organism: Mugil cephalus (flathead mullet)
Lineage: Eukaryota; Metazoa; Chordata; Actinopteri; Mugiliformes; Mugilidae
Gene: dnah6
Product: dynein, axonemal, heavy chain 6
Exons: 82
Coding region: 196-12237 (4013 amino acids)
Biological process (GO): microtubule-based movement
Cellular component (GO): dynein complex
Molecular function (GO): ATP hydrolysis activity; dynein intermediate chain binding; dynein light intermediate chain binding
Source: RefSeq, a predicted model, not a curated record
UUCAACUCCCCCCGUUGGCAACGGUUGUCAGCCCUUAGAUUACAGCCGUGUCGUUAGCUCGCUAACUAGUAUCCAAAAACUUUCUGGAGAUCGUGUUGGCACGCCGUUCAACAAUGCAUAUUCAAGACCGUGCUACCAAAUAUUAAACAACCUGAAAAUGUUUUCUAACUCAACGAGCCUGUGAGGAAACAGACCAUGACUUCCACCUCCUCCCUACCGGGCCUCCCUGGCCAAAGCAGGGACAGUGAAUUUAGAGAACGUCUGCACAGACCCCCUGAACUACAGGGCUCCACUAUCUUACCAAGGCCCCCGGUUCAUGUUAAAGAUCCACAGGCUGUGCUGAAGAGACGCGUAGCACGGACACAACCCAGUCUCCAGCACUUAAAAGCCCGCGAGCAGAUGAUAUUUCCUGGCUGGUACACUCAGCCACCUUCACCUCUGAAAGCACAGCCAUGGCAGCGCCGUCAACAAUUGCCUCUCCAUCUACCUCCUCUGAAAACCACGACAAAGGUGUUAUGUGAGAAUGACGCAAAUCUGGAUCCCUACAGUGAGGACGACUGUUUGAUUGACAUUAAAGGUGUGAUGUUGAUGCAUGGGGCGGAUUUUAACUUUAUGCCAGUGGAACACUGGAAAAAAGUUCGUGACUACCACUGCAAACUGGCCCGCAUCCCCUUUUUCUCACUCUUCAAAAAAUGGAAGCCCUUCUAUGUCUGGCGCACCAAAAUCCGUGCUAAGAAGAUACAUUUGGCGAAAGAGGCCAUACAAAAGCAUCUGUUCAUUGUCAAUCCGUCUCUUAGUCCUGCACUGAUUGAUAUCAGGAAAAUGUGCUACCAAAUCAAUGACACAGGCUUGUGUCAAAUGAAGAAGAAACACACAUACACACUGCAGGAGUUUGAGGACAGCCAACUCAAACAACUAGAAGAGAUAUUGAAUGACCUGGAGAAGUUUCAAGACCUGGUAAAGAACGUGACUAUUUGUGCCUGUCGCCAUUAUUUGUUGGAAACUCAAUCUAAAUCUAACCUUGAUGAUGGAAAUGGAACCUUUUCAUUUGACCCUAUUGAAAUGCUCAACAAAGCUUUCCUCUGUAGCCGACUCAUCUGCUUCAUUCGUCUUGUGGACUAUUUGGUUGUCAACACCUUGCACAGUUUGGUAGUGAAUGCAGUGAAUAUAUUACUGACUAAACUCCAGGAGCAGAUAAGUCAAAUGCCCAGCCACGCCGCUAUUCAGAGCUGGAGCCAGCAGCCUGAGGCUGCCACUGACCCAGCUGACACAGAGAGGGAUAAGAAGUCUGAAGGUGUCCAUCCUGUAUUCAUGACUGAGUUGAUGCUGGACACCAGUGCUUUGACUUACAAACCCUCUGAGGAAAACUUUCAGGAGACUGUUGCAGAGAUUAUUGAGGAGUUUGAGAAGAUGUUGGUGUCAGUUAAGGCACUUACCGAAGAUUGUGACUUUGAUUCUCUGUUUGACUCUGGACAUUAUGAGGCAAAUAAGUUUGAAAACGGCCCCUCUUUGGAAUUUAUCUUGGACAACGAUGGCCACCUUCAAAGUAUCAUACAGGAUAUCAAGAAAUCACUCCGGUUUGCCUUUGAUGCAGCGAAAGUGUACUCACACACAUUUGAGCAUUUUCGAUUAUUCUAUAAAGAGAAUGAGAGUCUGGAUCUGGAUGCGAUGCGGCAACAGGAACAUGAUCUGGCCUUCUUUGAAAAAGCGCUGGAGUUAUAUCACAGAGAGCACACGGAGGCCUUAGCUAUCCAACAGAAGAGAAACCUUGGUUUACUGCUUGUGGACAAAACACAACUCAAAGAAAAUCUUGUGUCUUCUCCUCUUCAUUGUCUGGAGGUCAUCAAUGAGAUGCUCACACGGCUAGCUAAGAAGAAGCUAGAUGCAGUGAUUACAGAGGCUUGUGAAGCCCAGUUUAAACUAGAGUUCCGUCCUUCGACUACAACUGAGUUGGCCAGCUCACUCAUAUUCCUGGCAGAGAUACAGGAGAGGAUCCCUGCACUAGAAGAAGAGCAGGAGACAGUAUGCAAAAUGUACAAUCUUAUCAACAUGUAUUCAGUUCCCACACCACCUGAUGAUCUUGCGACUUUUGCCACAUUGCAACUCUCCAUUAACUCAUUACAAACCAUCAUCGAUGAGGCAGCAGCAGAAAAGGACAACAGCAUGGACAAGUUUUGCAGCUCUCUGAACAAGGACAUAAAGAAGCUGAAACACGCUGCGAUGGAAGUCAAGCUUAAGUCGCAGGAUCCUCAGAUCCUAGACAUCAACACAGAUUCCUCCCAAGUGCGUCGGCUACUCGGGGACAUCCAGAUUUCCAUUGAUGAACUUCAGGCCCAAGCAUCUGACUAUAAUUCCUACCAGAAGAAAUUCAAGAUGGAGGUGACCAAGUUCGACACCUUGGAGGAAUUGACAGCCGAGUUCAGACUAAAGCAGCUGCUGUGGGACUCUCUGGAGAACUGGAAGUCUUUACAGGAAGGAUGGCGGCAGAGCACGCUUGAGCAACUGGACCUGGAGCAGUUUGCCUCACAGAUCAACAAAUACACCAAGUAUGUCAACCAGCUGGAGAAGGGUCUGCCACGUAACAAUUUACUGCCGAGUCUGAAGGACAAGGUUGAAGUCAUGAAGCAGAGGCUUCCUGUGAUCACUGACCUGCGUAACCCAUGUAUGAAACAAGAACACUGGAAGAACCUGGAGUCUGUUGUGGGGACCACACUAAAUGUGAAGGAAUCUACUGUGGCUGCUUUGGAGGAACUUAACAUCUUCUCUUAUGGCAAUGAGAUACAGGAGGUUUCAGGAAAGGCUUCAGGAGAGGCAUCAGUGGGGGCCAUUAUUACAAAGGUGGAUGAUAUAUGGAAGACCACAGAGUUCACUGUCCUGCCUCAUGGUGACUCCAAAGAAGUCUUCAUCUUGGGAGGCACAGAUGAUAUCCAGGUGCUACUGGAUGAUAGCAUUAUCAAUGUGGGCACAGUGGCAUCUUCACGCUACGUGACUCCCAUAAAGGUCAAGGUGGACCAAUUGCUGCAACAGCUGAACCUCUUCAAUCAAACACUGGAUGAGUGGCUUACAUGCCAAAGAAACUGGCUAUACCUGGAGAGUAUCUUCUUGGCCCCAGACAUUACAAGGCAGCUGCCUGCCGAGUCAAAGAUGUUCCUCAAGGUGGACAAGUCUUGGAAAGAGAUCAUGGCAAAGGUCAAUAGGAUGCCCAAUGCCCUUAAAGCAGCCACGCAACCUGGUCUGUUGGAAACGUUUGAGCACAACAACACUCUUUUGGAUGAGAUACAGAAGUGUUUGGAAGAUUACCUGGAGUCCAAGAGAGUCAUCUUUCCAAGAUUUUGUUUCUUAUCCAAUGACGAGCUGCUAAAGAUUUUGGCUCAGACACAAAACCCUCAGGCAGUGCAGCCCCACCUCAGGAAGUGUUUUGACGCUAUUACACGACUAGAGUUUGCUUUGCUGCCUGAUGCUGCCUCUGGUGCAGGGGGAGUGGUAGAUGGUGGAGAACCAAAGAACAUAUACAGCAAAGACAUCUUGAGUAUGGUCUCCCCUGAAGGAGAAAAGGUGUGUCUGACUAAAGGUCUGAAAGCACACGGUAAUGUGGAAGAUUGGCUUUGCAAAGUAGAGGAGGCGAUGUUCUCCUCACUGCGACGCCUCAGCAAGGCCGCCAUUGCAGACUACCAGGUUAAGUCGAGAGAGGAAUGGGUGGUGGCUGGCCAUCCGUCGCAGGUGGUGCUGACCAUCUCACAGUUGAUGUGGUGCAGGGACAUGGACGCCUGUCUGGAAGGAGACCACGACCACUUUGCUGCUUUGCAGGAGUUUGAAUUCACCAACUUUGAUAGAUUAAAUUCCCUGGCAGCACUGGUACGAGGACAGUUACCUGCUUUGCACCGUAAUAUCAUCACUGCCCUCAUCACCAUUGACGUCCAUGCCAGAGACAUUGUCACAGAUCUAGUCAGGCAGAAGGUGGAUACCAGGUCCAACUUUGAAUGGCAACGACAGCUACGCUACUACUGGGACCUAGACCUUGACAACUGUGUAGCCACAAUGGCUCUGUCCACUUACAUUUAUGGCUAUGAAUAUCUGGGAGCCUGUCCCAGGCUGGUUAUCACACCGCUUACGGACCGUUGCUACCUGUGUCUGAUGGGGGCUCUUCAGCUGGACUUGGGAGGAGCUCCAGCUGGUCCAGCAGGGACAGGCAAAACAGAGACCACCAAGGACUUGGCCAAGGCCCUGGCCAUCCAGUGUGUUGUCUUCAACUGCUCUGACGGACUAGACUAUAAGAUGAUGGGGCGCUUCUUCAGUGGGCUUGCUCAGUCAGGAGCUUGGUGUUGUUUUGAUGAAUUCAACCGAAUCGACAUCGAAGUGUUGUCUGUCAUCGCUCAGCAGCUCAUAACCAUACGAAACGCUAAAGCUGCUAAGCUAUCAAGGUUUCGGUUUGAGGGCCGUGAGAUCAAACUGGUGAUGACGUGUGCUGCAUUCAUCACCAUGAAUCCAGGCUAUGCUGGAAGGACCGAACUUCCCGACAACUUGAAAGCUCUCUUCAGGCCGAUAGCCAUGAUGGUGCCAAACUAUGCGCUCAUUGCUGAGGUGAUUUUGUACUCAGAAGGGUUUGAGUCCAGUAAGACCCUUGCAAGGAAGAUGACACAGAUGUACAAGCUGUGCUCAGAACAGCUGUCCCAGCAGGAUCACUACGACUUUGGCAUGAGAGCCGUCAAGUCUGUCCUGGUCAUGGCAGGGUCCCUAAAGAGAGAUAGCCCCUGCCUCAGUGAAGAUGUGGUUCUCAUCAGAGCUCUGAGGGAUUCCAACUUGCCAAAGUUCCUCACAGAAGAUGCUGUGCUGUUUGGUGGUAUCCUAUCAGACCUUUUCCCUGGUGUGUGCAUCCCUGAGCAUGACUAUGGUGUUCUCCAUUCUACCAUCCUGGAGUCUCUGGUUAAGCGCAACCUUCAGCCGUUGGCUACCAUGACCAAUAAGGUGAUUCAGCUCUAUGAGACCAUGAUAGUGCGCCAUGGUGUAAUGUUGGUAGGGCCCACCGGUGGAGGUAAGACCACUGUCUACACCAUCCUGGCAGAUACUCUGGAAACUCUCCAUCGCUCAGGGCUCCAGGCUAAAAACCCCUUCUACCAGCCUGUGAAGACAUAUGUACUCAAUCCAAAAUCUGUCUCAAUGGGAGAGCUCUAUGGAGAGAUAAACACAUUGACACUGGAGUGGCGUGAUGGACUGAUGGCACUGAGUGUUCGUGACGCUGUCAAUGACACCAGUGAUAUUCACAAGUGGGUGAUCUGCGAUGGGCCAGUCGACGCCUUGUGGAUUGAGAACAUGAACACCGUGUUGGAUGACAACAAGAUGCUCUGUUUGGCCAAUAGCGAGCGUAUCAAACUUACUCCAUCCAUACAUAUGGUGUUUGAGGUCCAGGACUUGGCUGUGGCAUCUCCAGCUACAGUCAGUCGCUGUGGGAUGGUAUACAUUGAUCCUGAUGAGCUCAAGUGGAUGCCCUAUGUAAAGACGUGGAUCAGCGGUCUGGGAGACAAAGUUCCAGAGCCGGUGCUCACUUACCUGCUGGAGCUGUUUGAAAAGUAUGUGGAAAAAGGUCUGCAGUUCGUAUUGAAGUAUUGCACACAGGCAAUUCGCCAGGUUGACAUCAGUAAAGUUGCCACAUUGUGCUGCCUGCUGGAGGCACUGCUGCUGGGAAAAGGAGGGCCAAACCUAAAUAUGGAUUCCAAACACCGCAACAGUGUGCUCUGUCAAACCUUCGUAUUUUGCUACCUAUGGGCAAUAGGUGGCAACCUGACCUGUUCUUACUGGGAUGCUUUUGACACAUUCCUUAGAGAACAGUUUGCAGAGAACAGAAAUGCUAAGCUCCCGAAGUCUACCUUGUGGAGUGUGUACAUGAACUUCAGUCACAUGCGUCUGGAACCUUGGGAGAAGAUAAUUCCUUCAUUUAAAUACAACAGCGAGCAACCAUUUUUUGAGAUGCUUGUACCCACAACAGACACUGUCCGCUAUGGCUACCUGAUGGAGAAUCUGCUCUCUGUACGGCGUUCUGUACUCUUCACUGGUGGCACUGGAGUGGGGAAGUCUGUGGUGGCCCGGGGCCUCCUUAACAGUAUCCAUGAAAAUGCAGGAUAUCUUCCAGUCUACAUCAACUUUUCUGCUCAGACCUCCUCCGCCCGCACACAGGAGAUCAUCGAGUCUAAACUGGAGAAAAAGAGAAAGAACAUUCUGGGUGCUCCUGGUAACAAGAAGUUAGUGGUGUUUGUGGAUGACCUUAACAUGCCUAAGCUGGACAGUUACGGCUCCCAGCCUCCUAUAGAGCUCCUGCGUCAGUUCCAGGACUUUUCUGGCUUCUAUGACAGAAACAAGUUCUUCUGGAAGGAGAUCCAGGAAAUGACCAUUGCAGCAGCGUGUGCUCCUCCAGGGGGGGGGCGCAACCCCGUGACCCCGCGAUUCAUUCGCCACUUCAGCAUGCUGUGUCUGCCAACACCCUCGGACCACAGCCUCAAACAGAUCUUCAAAGCCAUCCUGACUGGUUUCCUCAGUGAGUUUUCUCAGGAAGUGAAAGACUGUGCUGGUCAGAUUGUGGAUGCAGCCGUGGAGAUUUACAACCGUUUGAGUGUGGAUCUGCUUCCCACUCCAGCUAAGUCCCACUAUGUCUUCAAUCUCCGGGACCUCUCCAAAUGUGUCCAAGGUAUACUGCAGUGUGAGCCGAGUCAAGUGAGAGACAAGACCCAGAUCUUCCGUCUUUUCUGCCAUGAGUGUCAGCGGGUAUUCCAUGACCGACUCAUCAACAGCCAAGAUAAGUCCUAUUUCAACACCAUCGUUUGUGAGAUGGCUGGCAGAUAUUUUGAUAUUAACUUGGAAGCCUCAUACUUUGUGACUCAGCCCAUCAUAUUUGGGGACUUCAUCAAGGUGGGGGCAGAGAAAGAAGAUCGUCUGUAUGAGGAUCUGACAGACAUGAAUAAGAUCCAGACUGUCCUCCAGGACUACCUUGAUGAUUACAACAUGACCUUCUCCAAGGAGACCAAGCUGGUUUUCUUCCAGGAUGCCGUUGAGCAUGUCUCCAGGAUUGCACGUAUGAUUCGCCAGGAAAGGGGCAACGCCCUGCUAGUGGGUGUGGGAGGUACAGGCAAACAGUCACUCACUCGGUUGUCAGCCCACAUGUGCGGGUACCGCUGCUUUGAGAUUGAGCUGAGCCGAGGAUACAACUAUGGCAGCUUCCAUGAAGACUUGAGGAGGCUCUACAGGAUGGCUGGCGUGGAGGGAAAAGAUAUGGUGUUCCUUUUUACAGAUACUCAGAUUGUAGUGGAGGAGUUUUUAGAGGAUGUCAACAACAUGCUAAACUCUGGCGAAGUGCCCAACCUUUUUGAGAAAGAUGAACUGGAACAAGUGCUUGCUGCCACCCGCCCUAAAGCCAAAGAGGCUGGAAUCAGUGAAGAGAACCGGGAUGAGGUGUUCCAAUAUUUCAUCUCUCGGGUACGAGAGAAACUGCACAUUGUGUUGUGUAUGAGCCCAGUGGGGGAUGCCUUCAGGUCCCGCUGCCGCAUGUUUCCUUCACUGGUUAAUUGCUGCACCAUUGACUGGUUUGUGCAGUGGCCUCGGGAGGCUCUUCUGUCUGUUUCUCAGGCCUUUUUCCAAAAUGUGGACUUUGGCAGUGAGGAGCUGAAGCAGAGUUUCUCAGCCAUGUGUGUUGAGAUACAUGUUAGUGUCACUGACAUGGCUGAACGCUUCUACUCAGAGCUGAGACGCAGGUAUUACACCACACCAACAUCCUAUUUGGAGCUCAUCAACCUCUACCUGGGCAUGCUUGACAACAAGAGACAGCAGUUAGUUCUGGCCAGGGACCGUGUAAAAAAUGGUCUGACUAAGCUGCUGGAAACCAAUGAGCUUGUCGACAAAAUGAAAGUGGACUUAUCAGCUCUGGAGCCAGUCCUAAAGCAGAAGUCCAUGGAUGUGGAUGCUCUCAUGGUGAAACUGGCUGUGGAUCAGGAGAAGGCAGAUGAGGUGCGUAAAGUAGUGAAAGAAGAUGAGGCUUUGGCCAAGGUCAAGGCUGAAGACACUCAGGCCAUAGCUGAUGAUGCACAAAAGGACCUGGAUGAAGCACUGCCGGCCCUGGAAGGUGCCAAUCAGGCUCUUAAUUCACUCGACAAGGCUGAUAUCUCAGAGAUCAAGGUGUUCACUAAACCUCCAGACCUCGUCAUGACCGUCAUGGAGUCUGUGUGCAUCCUGCUCAGUUGCAAACCAGACUGGGCUGGUGCCAAGCAAUUACUGGGAGAUGCCAAUUUCCUUAGGCGUCUGAUGGACUAUGACAAGGACAAUAUCAAACCUCAGAUCCUGCUGAAACUGCAAAAAUACAUCAACAACCCCGAUUUCUUACCUGAGAAGGUGGAGAAGGUGUCCAAGGCCUGCAGGUCGAUGUGUAUGUGGGUCAGAGCUAUGAAUCUUUACUCCAGAGUCCUCAAAGAGGUUGGACCCAAGAGAGAAAAACUGGCCAAGGCACAGGGAGAACUAGAUGUGACCAUGGCAACCCUGAGGGAGAAGCAGCAAAAGCUUCAGGAGGUGGAGGACAAGAUCAAGGUCCUACAGGAGCAAUUUGACAGCAGUGAAAACGAGAAGCAAGAAUUGGUUAACACAAUGGCUUUGACACAGGCUCGUUUGACCAGAGCAGGGAAGCUAACUUCUGCUUUGGGCGAUGAGCAAGUCCGCUGGGACGAAAGUGUAGCCCUGUUUGAGCAAGAAAUCAUCAAUGUUGUAGGGAAUGUCUUCAUUGCCGCUGCCUGUGUGGCCUACUAUGGAGCAUUCACGUCCCACUAUAGACAGCUGCUAAUUGAACAGUGGAUAAUUCAGUGCCAGGAGCUGAGCAUCCCCAUCAGUUCCAGCUUCAGCCUGAUCAACAUUCUGGGUGAUCCAUAUGUCAUUCGUCAGUGGAACUCAGAAGGGUUGCCUCGUGACACGGUUUCUACUGAGAAUGGGAUCCUCGUGACGGAGGGCCGCCGCUGGCCUCUUAUGAUCGACCCACAGGAUCAGGCUAACCGGUGGAUACGCUCCAAAGAAGCCAAGCAUGGUCUGAAGGUGAUCAAGCUGACAGACUCAAGUUUCCUCCGUACCCUAGAGAACGCCAUACGUAUGGGUAAUCCUGUACUGCUAGAAGAGCUGAAGGAGACCCUAGAUCCAGCGCUGGAGCCCAUCCUGCUGAAGCAGACGUUUGUGGCUGGUGGACGAACAUUGAUCCGACUUGGAGACUCGGAUAUCGACUAUGACAAAAACUUCAGGUUCUAUAUGACCACUAAGAUGGCCAACCCACACUACCUGCCAGAGGUAUGCAUCAAAGUUACAAUCAUCAAUUUCACAGUGACUAAGUCUGGUUUAGAGGACCAACUGCUCAGUGAUGUGGUGCGUCUUGAGAGUCCGCAUCUUGAGCAACAGAGGAACGAGCUGAUUGUCCGCAUCAACGCUGACCGCAACCAGCUCAAAGACAUUGAAGACCGCAUCCUUAAGCUUCUCUUCACCUCUGAGGGGAAUAUCCUUGACAACGAGGAGCUGGUUCAGACUCUCCAGGAGUCAAAGGUGACAUCAGAGACCAUAAAGCAUCGUCUGGAGGAGGCAGAGGCCACAGAGCUGAUGAUCAACUCUGCUAGGGAGCGCUACCGACCUGUAGCCACCCGAGGGUCUAUCUUGUACUUUGUCAUCGCCAGUCUCUCUGAGAUCGAUCCUAUGUACCAGUUCUCCCUCAAGUACUUUAAACAGCUCUUUAAUUCUACAAUUGAGACUUCAAAACAGAGUGAUGUGCUGGAAGAGCGUCUUCAGAUCCUUCUGGACCAGAUCUUGCUCAACUCCUACAUCAAUGUUUCACGUGGACUCUUUGAGCAGCACAAGCUUAUCUACAGCUUCAUGCUGUGUAUAGAGAUCAUGAGGGAGCGUGGCGAGAUCUCUGAUGGGGAGUGGCAGCACUUUCUCAGAGGGGCGUCGUCCUUGGAAAAGGACUAUACAGAACGGCCGGAUGUGCCAUGGCUAAGUGAUUUUUACUGGCAGAUGUGUUGUGAGCUGGAGGACACACUGCCCUGCUUCAAGGACAUCUCCAAGGAAAUCACCAAAACUCAUAUCCAUAUCAAGCUCGGACGUUUUCAAGCAUCAUUUAAUCCAGAGACUUGGGAAGGCUACGUGUCAGAAUUACCUCCUCUAGGGGAGUCCAGAGAGGAAAAACAGGAGAUAAAAGGCUACUGGAAUGAGAGGUUGGGGUCCUUCCAGAAACUCGUUCUUAUCAAGAGCUUCAUGGAAGAGAAGGUGGUUUUUGCAUCAACUGAGUUUGUGAUUGUCAACCUGGGGAAGCAGUUUGUUGAAAACCCUCCAGUCGACCUGGCAAAUCUCUACAAUGACAUGUCCCCCUCCACACCAUUGAUCUUCAUUCUCAGCACUGGAUCUGAUCCCAUGGGUGCCUUCCAGCGCUUUGCAAAUGAAAAAGGGUGUCUUGACAGGGUGGCGUCCAUUUCAUUGGGUCAAGGCCAGGGACCGAUUGCAGAGAAGUUGAUCCAUGCAGCGCUGAAGAAUGGCAACUGGGUCUUCCUGCAGAACUGCCAUCUGGCUGUCUCCUGGAUGUUAGCCAUGGAGGAGCUCAUUAAGACCUUUAGUGAACCUGACACAUCCAUCCACGAGAACUUCCGCUUGUUUCUCAGUUCCAUGCCCAACAAAGUAUUUCCUGUCACAGUACUCCAGAACUCUGUCAAGGUUACUAAUGAGCCUCCUAAAGGCCUGCGAGCCAACAUGCGAAGAGCUUUUACAGAAAUCACCAGCAAUUUCUUUGAAGACCACAUUCUGGGACGCCAGUGGAGGAAGAUUGUCUUUGGAAUGUGCUUCUUCCACGCCAUCAUCCAGGAGCGGAAGAAGUUUGGUCCACUGGGCUGGAACAUUCGCUAUGAGUUCAACGACAGUGACAGAGAGUGUGCUCUUCUCAACCUCAACCUCUACUGCAAAGAUGGCGCUAUUCCUUGGGACGCUCUCAUCUAUAUCACCAGUGAAAUCACAUAUGGGGGUCGAGUGACAGAUGCCUGGGACCAGCGCUGCCUCAGGACAAUCCUCAAAAGUUUCUUUUCUCCGGGAACUCUGCAAACUGGUUAUGCUUACUCUUCCUCAGGUAUUUACUAUGCCCCAGAGACAGACGAGCUAGAGCAAUAUAAUAAGUACAUUGAGAGUCUUCCAAUUAUAGAUGAUCCUGAAGUCUUUGGCAUGCACGAGAAUGCCAACCUGGCUUUCCAGCGUCAGGAAACUGUGAAGCUGAUUAACACCAUACUGGAUGUUAAUCCUCGUUCUUCUGCUAGUCACGGAGCUAAAAGUAACGAUGAAAUAGUCUGCGAGCUUGCUGAAAAUAUACUAGCCAAGCUGCCCGAGCGCCUGGACAUGGAUGAGGCGGUGGAAACACUCUUUGUCCAAGACAAAAAUGGCCGCAUCAACUCCCUCACAACUGUUCUGGGACAGGAAGCAGACCGGUUCAACAAUCUCAUAAAAGUUCUCAGGAUUUCUCUUGUCACUCUGCAGAAGGCAAUAGCAGGUCUGGUUGUGAUGUCAGAGGAAAUGGACCGAAUCUACACAAGCUUCCUGAACAACCAGGUUCCCACUCACUGGUCAAACUCAGCUUAUCCUUCUCUGAAAACCCUGGCUUCCUGGGUCAAAGACUUGGCCCUCAGAAUUUCCUUCAUUCAGACUUGGAUCACACGUGGUCAGCCCAAAUGUUUUUGGAUCUCAGGAUUCUUCUUUCCUCAAGGUUUUCUUACUGGGGUUCUGCAGAAUCAUGCACGGCUUUACAGUUUGCCCAUUGACGAGCUCAACUUCCGCUUUAACAUGGUCCCAACGUACAGAGACGAGGCAGCAGUCUGUGAGGCUCUACGCUCUCUGUCCAACAAUGAAAAACUGGACAUGGAUGAUGAGUUACCAGAGCCUGAGAAUGGCGUGCUCGUGCAUGGCAUGUUCAUGGAUGCAAGUCACUGGGACGAUGUCAACAUGGUGAUCGAUGAUGCGUUGCCUCGGGUGAUGAACUCGAUGCUGCCAGUCGUGCACUUUGAGCCACAGCAGAAUUAUGUUCCUGAGCCAGAUCUCUAUCAUGCUCCACUGUACAAGACGUCAGCCAGAGCCGGGACUUUGUCCACCACAGGUCACUCAACUAAUUUUGUUGUGACAGUAAUGCUUCCGUCCAAGCGACCCAGCGACUACUGGAUAUCUAAAGCAUCUGCACUCUUGUGCCAACUGGAUGAUUAGCAAAUUAAAAAAUUAUUUUAAAUGUGACUGAAAUGUAUAAUUCUAAGCACAACCUUGAGUUAACGUUGUACCGUUUGUGGAAUAAUUCAGAAGGGUUUUCACAGACACAGCUUGUGCUGAAAGUGUGCUGACUUCACAUUCAGUGUAUUAAACAUUUCUGAGCUUACCCUAAC